AACAAGUUGUUAAUAAAAAUAAGAGUAUGCUUUUACUAAAAAAUCAAAUUUUAAUAAUUGCUUCAAUAUGCAUUUAUAAAUCAUUUGGGCAAAGUAGCAGCGGAGAUGGUCGCGGAGAUCAAUAUAAAAAUCCUCAUUUUCAUCCAAAUCAUAUUGGAAUAGUUCAAAUGUUUCAAUGGCCGUUCGAUUAUAUAGCACGAGAAUGUGAAGAAUAUUUAGGACCACAAGGUUUUGGUGGUGUUCAAGUUUCACCAAUUUUUGAAAAUAGUAUACUUGAUGGACGACCAUGGUAUGAAUUAUAUCAGCCGAUAUCAUAUAAAAUAAAAACACGUUUAGGAGAUGAGGCUCAAUUUAGGAAUAUGAUAAAAAGAUGUAAUAAAGCUGGUGUUCGUAUUUAUGUAGAUGUUAUAUUAAAUCAUAUGGCACGAUCAGGAAAAGGAAUUUUACAUGGUACAGCUGGUUCUAUUGCAUGUCCAGAAUUAUCUUUUUAUCCAGCAGUACCAUAUACAUUAUUAGAUUUUCACCUUCCUUGUAAAAUCAAUGAUUGGAAUGAUAAAAAACAAAUGAGAAAAUGUCGUUUGUUCAAUUUACCUGACUUGAAUCAAGCAAAACCUAAUGUUCGUAAUAAAUUGGUUCAAAUGUUAAAUAAUUUAAUUAGUAUGGGUGUUGCUGGUUUUAGAGUAGAUGCAUCUUCAUUUAUGGAUCCUAUAGAUUUACAGCACAUAUUUUCUAAACUUAAUGAUCUAUCUACACAACAUAAUUUCCCGGAAUCUUCAAAACCAUUUAUAUAUCAUGAAGCUCAUCAUUGGAAAUCGGAAUACACUCAUCUUGGACGUGUUAUUGAAUUUAAUUUUGAAGAAAUAAUUAGUAGAGUUAUGCGUAAUCAAAUAAAUUUGAAUAAUGCAGAUAAUUUCGUUCGAAACUAUAAUUUAGUUGAAAGUUACAAUGCUGUUGUCGAUUUGGAUAAUCAUGAUGCCCAACGUACAUUUAACUAUUUGAAUUAUAAAGAUCCAGUUCCAUAUAAAAUGGGAUUAGGAUUUUUACUUGGUUUUUCAUACGGUAUUCCAAAACUAAUUAGUUCAUUUGAUUUUAAAUCAUUUGAUGAAAGUCCACCAUCCGAUAUUAAACAAAAUAUUAUUGAUCCUAGACCUAGAAAAGAUGGUACCUGUCAAGUUAAUUGGAAUUGUGAACAUAGAUAUUAUAGUGUUCGUGAAAUGUUAAGAUUUGCAAGAAUAGUUGAAGGUGAACCUGUUAGAAAUUUCUUUAGCAAUGAUUAUGGACAAUUUGGUUUCUGUAGAGGUGAUAAAGGUUUUAUUGCAUUUAAUCCCUCAUCCAGGGACAUGGAAAUUGAAAUGGAUGUUUGUGUUCCACCUGGAACAUAUUGUGAUAUUAUAUCAGGAAGUUAUGAAGCAGAAAUAUAUAAAGAAUUUAAAGGAGAUACAUCAGAUGAAUGUAGUGGAAAUAAAAUCAUUGUUGAUGAAAAUAGAAAAGCAGUUAUAAAAAUUCCGGGAAAUGACAGCAAAAAAUUUAUUGCAUUUUAUCAAAAACCUUAAAUAUGUAAAAUGUAUGUGCUUUAAGUGAACCAAAUAUUAAAUUAAAAAUCGUUUAAUCAAAAUUGAAUUUUUUUAAUCGUACGAAAUAGCAAGUAAGAAAACUCAUUCAAUCCAGAUGUUCAUCCACAGAUCCACAGAUCAUAUGG
Condylostylus longicornis is the source of this 1699-nucleotide messenger RNA. RefSeq names its product alpha-amylase-related protein-like. The transcript is spliced from 2 exons. Gene Ontology annotation, biological process: carbohydrate metabolic process. The record is from RefSeq and is a predicted model, not a curated record. Gene Ontology annotation, molecular function: alpha-amylase activity; cation binding. The coding region runs from base 27 to 1553 and encodes 508 amino acids. Lineage: Eukaryota; Metazoa; Arthropoda; Insecta; Diptera; Dolichopodidae.